AUGAAAAAACAAACUCGUGCUGCUAAAAAGAAGUUGAAAAAACUUCUGAAUCAAGGAUUUAGUUUGGAAGAAGCCCGGGAACAGCUCCAUCAAUGUAAUUCCCCGAAUUUCCAAAUUCCACGAUCGCAUCCAAGGAAUCUCCGGCCCACGGAAGGAGUCAUCAAGUUGGCUAUUAUUCCCGUGGGAUUUCCACAAGUGCUACUGACCAUCCAGCAGCUUGAAGACAUUGAAACAGCUAUACUGCAGUCGAUUGUGGAGCAGAGGAACGGAAAAUUAAAGCCACUUUUUGGUGGAUCCAAGUUCUAUCCGGGCUGGAUGACCGUGACCUGCAGGAACAUCAUCACGGCCCAGUGGCUGGAGGAGGACGUCGCAACCCUAAAGGUAAUGCCGGACAUCGAUCUGCUAACUGUACCUGCCUCGGCGAUUCCGCAGAAGGAGGUAUUUGUUGGGUAUUUCCCAAUCUCCCAAUGCGGCGACAAUCCCGACGUGAUCCUUGCUCUUCUCGCUGGUCAAAACGAAGGUCUCCGCGUGUCCGACUGGCGCAUAUAUAAUCGAAAACCGAAGGGACCUACCGGGCUGCUGAUGGCCAUCGCCCUGGAUCCCCAAUCAGCCGCCCAGGUGAGGCGCUUGGACUACAGGCUGUCCUUUUCUUUUGGCGAAAUCACACUGCUUCCCAGUCGUCGAAACUCAGCGAAGAAUAAAUGGAAAAAAUUCUUUGAGAUUGUAUAUGGUGAAGGUCAGCAAGAGCCGGAGGAGCCAAUUGAAGACUACUGGCAAUUUGUAGAAGAUAAUACCUACACGUACAAUCCAGAUACAGGCAUCGAAAAUUAUAGCGAUGGUUUAUUUUCUUUAGAGUUCGAAAACUUUUCUAUGAGUGUCCAAAGUUUUAAACAGUUUGAUUAUUCAAACACUGAGAGUGAACGUUGGAAUCAAGACCAAGAAAUGCAGUCAUCCACACCUUUGAAAACCCAGAGAGAAUGGGAACCGGAUUGGACCUUCCACUGA
Molecule: messenger RNA, 1005 nt
Organism: Drosophila ananassae
Lineage: Eukaryota; Metazoa; Arthropoda; Insecta; Diptera; Drosophilidae
Exons: 1
Coding region: 1-1005 (334 amino acids)
Source: RefSeq, a predicted model, not a curated record